Molecule: messenger RNA, 1071 nt
Organism: Candida tropicalis MYA-3404
Lineage: Eukaryota; Fungi; Ascomycota; Pichiomycetes; Serinales; Debaryomycetaceae
Product: diphthamide synthase
Exons: 1
Coding region: 1-1071 (356 amino acids)
Molecular function (GO): protein binding
Source: RefSeq, a predicted model, not a curated record
AUGGAAGAAAUACCGAAUAGUAAAAGAUAUGCCGUUACCAAGACAAAAUUACCACCAUGCUGUCUAAGAAUUCAUCCUCAAGAUCCAACAAAAAUUUUCAUUGGAACUUAUAAAUUAGAAGAUAAUGGAACUCGUCAUGGAUCUUUAGAUUAUUAUACUUAUAUUGAUCAAACACUUACUUUAAUUUCAAGUACACCUACUAGUAAAGGAGCUAUUCUUGAUGUUAAAUUUCAUCCAAGUGAUUUUCAAUUAUUAGUUACUGUUCAUUCGAAUGGUCAUUUAUUAAUUUGGAAAUUUAUCGAUGAUUCAUUAAAUUUAAUUCAUGAUGUAUUAAUAGAUGAAGAUACUUUAAUAACAUCAUGUUUUUUCAAUCCAAAUAUUUCAUCUUCAUCAACUGCUAAAAAUCAAAUUUUAUUGACUUUUACAAAUGGGUAUCUGGGAAUAUUCAAUAUUGAAACUCUUGAAAUGGAAACAUAUUUUGAUUCAUGUCAUUCAUUAGAAUGUUGGACUGGUUCAUUUGGUGAAUUUGGUGAAUUGAAAAAUGUAGUGUAUACAGGUAGUGAUGAUUCAACAAUAAUAGCUCAUGAUUUAAGAACAAAUGAAGAAAUUUGGACAUUACGUAGAGGUCAUGAAGCUGGAAUAGUUUCUAUUUUAUCACCAAAUGAAAAUUGGAAUAAAUCGAAUCCUCAUGCAUUAUGGACAGGUUCAUAUGAUGAUAAUUUAAGAAUUUGGGAUUUAAGAGUUAUUGAUAAAGAAAAUCCAGCAUUGAUGUCGGGAUAUAUUCCAAAGAAAAAAUAUGCAGAGAAUUUGGGUGGGGGAGUUUGGAGAUUAAUUCCAAGUCCUUUAGAAAAUGAUGAUAGAUUGUUAGUUUGUUGUAUGUAUGAUGGGGCUAGAAUUAUUGAUGUUGAAAACAGGGAUGACGAUGAAAAAUUUAGAGUUGAAAGAUAUUUUAAGCAAGACCAUCAAAGUAUGUGUUAUGGCGGGGAUUGGUCUUGCGAUGGGAAAUAUGUCGCUACUUGUUCUUUCUACGAUAAUGUUGUUCAAAUUUGGUCACCUGAUGAAUGUAAAUAG